This is a messenger RNA of Lactuca saligna, 283 nucleotides long. The record is from the annotation of a GenBank genome assembly. NCBI's taxonomy places the organism in Eukaryota, Viridiplantae, Streptophyta, Magnoliopsida, Asterales, Asteraceae.
AUGAGAGGUGACCUCGGAUUGGGAGAUGUAAAGGCUGAUGAAGUUCCAGAAGAUACAGUCGCAGCUAUGGCCGAGUCAACUACUAUUCAAAUUUCUGAAGACGGUGGAAAUGAGUUUACAGAUGUCAUGGCUUCUCUGUUUGUUUUUGGACCAAACUUCCCCUGCAUUUUGUUUUUAAACUUAAAAAAAUUGAUUUCAACGGUUUUGGACCAAACCGCCCCUGCAUACUAUUUUUACCAUGGUCCAAGCCACCGUCGCUCUCCACCACCGAUUAUCCCUACAG